UUUUGCAUUGGUAGCAACUCCUCAGAGAAGGCAUUUUCACCUCCCACUUGCAGACUCCUCUCCAUCUCAUAAGACAGUCCUCAGAUCUUUUCGCUAUCCUUCCUAUCGUUCUUAGAAAUGGCACGGUUGGUGUUCAUAUUGGGAAUUGCUCUCGCCCUUGUCGCAUCCAUGGCAGAUGCUGCAGUUGUCGAACGCACGUUCCGAGUUGGCAACCUCACGGUAAGUCGAUUGUGCGAGAGCACAGUGAUCAAUGCCGUGAAUGGCCGGCUUCCGGGCCCAACCCUAGAUGUCCGCGAGGGCGAUACGGUGGUGGUUCAUGUCAUCAAUGACUCGCCCUACAACAUUACCAUCCACUGGCACGGCAUAUUUGAGAUACUGACUGCUUGGGCCGACGGGCCAAAUAUGAUAACGCAGUGCCCGAUACAACCAGGGCACAGCUACACCCAGAAAUUCACCAUUACCGGCCAAGAGGGCACUCUGUGGUGGCAUGCCCAUGCCUCGGUCAUCCGAGCAACAGUCUACGGUGCUCUCAUAAUCAGACCCAGACAAGGCACCAAAGGCUACCCUUUCCCCAAACCCGACAAGGAAGUACCCAUCCUACUCGGUGAGUGGUGGAACGCGAACGUAGUUGACUUGGCCAAUGAAGCCUUUCUUAACGGCACCAGUCUCAGUGCCUCCGACGCAUUUACCAUCAAUGGAAAAACCGGUGACCAGUACCCAUGCUCAAAAGAAGACACCUACAAGCUGGAAGUGGAGAAGGGAAAGACCUACUUGCUCCGGAUCAUCAACGCUGCACUCGAUAACCAGCUCUUCUUCAAGAUCGCCGGGCACCGCUUCACCGUGGUAGCCGUGGAUGCUAGCUACACCAAGCCCUACGAGACCGAUGUGAUCGUCAUCGCCCCCGGCCAGACCGUCGAUGCCCUCAUGGUGGCCGAUGCGACCCCGGCACGCUACUACAUGGCCGCCCUCGCGUACGUCAGCCGGGAUAACAGCUCGAAUCUACCCUUCGAUAACACAACAACCACGGGCAUCGUUCGAUACAAAUCCGCCUCGCCAUCUUCGCAACCCGUGAUGCCGACCAUGCCCUCCUUCUUCGACAACGAUCUGGCCUUCCGCUUCUAUUCCAGCCUAACCGGUCUCUGCAGGCCGGGGGACGGCACCGUCCCUCUCCAUGUCGACGAGCACAUGUUCGUCACGGUCGGGUUGAACUUUGCUGCUUGCCUGCCGAGUCAAGUGAACUGCAUCACGCAAUCGCUCGCCGCCAGCAUGAACAACGCGUCCUUCAUGUUCCCCACCACCAUGUCGCUGCUGGAGGCAGAUUAUAAGGGUGUGGAGGGGGUUUACACGGACGACUUCCCCGACUACCCGCCGGUGUUCUUCGAUUUCACGAACGCCUCCGUGAACUCAGAUACAGCGCUGACGUUCACGACCAAGUCUACCAAGGUGAAGAAGGUCAAGUACAACACGACGGUGGAGAUGGUGCUGCAGAACACGGCGAUAGUGGGGAUCGAGAGCCACCCGAUGCACAUCCAUAGUUUCAACUUCUUCGUGGUGGCGCAAGGGUUCGGAAACUACGACAGAGCCACGGCAGAGAAGAGCUACAACCUGGUGGAUCCACAGGAGAGGAACACCGUCGCCGUUCCGACCGGCGGUUGGGCUGUCAUCCGAUUCACUGCCAAUAAUCCAGGUAUGUGGAUCAUGCACUGCCACUUCGACUCCCACCUGCUGCUGGGGCUGGCGACGGCUUUCGAGGUGGAGAAUGGACCCACCCCUGAAUCCACCCUCCCCCCACCCCCUCCGGAUUAUCCCGCUUGUUAGAAGAAGAAGCUGGAGGGGACCGAGGACAACUGGAAAAUAAAGAUUAAUAUAGGAUAGGAGAAUGACAAACGCCUCACAAGUUUAUUCUGUCUUUAUUCUAUUGUUUAUUGAAGAUUCUCCAUUGAUUUGUGCUUCCUACCUACUAAGUGUACAAGAAAAUAAACAGUCCAUUCUUUGUAAUAAAUAUUUGGAUUAUCAAUAAGCAAAUGUUUUCUUUU
This is a messenger RNA of Phoenix dactylifera (date palm), 2036 nucleotides long. Its product is annotated as laccase-24-like. Gene Ontology annotation, cellular component: apoplast. Gene Ontology annotation, biological process: lignin catabolic process. Gene Ontology annotation, molecular function: hydroquinone:oxygen oxidoreductase activity; copper ion binding. NCBI's taxonomy places the organism in Eukaryota, Viridiplantae, Streptophyta, Magnoliopsida, Arecales, Arecaceae. The record is from RefSeq and is a predicted model, not a curated record.